AUUCUAGACACCAAUGCAAGACCUCUCUGUUUCUUUUGGUCCAGAAAACAGAGCCACUCUUUAAUAUUAUAAACAUAAUAUAUUGCUGUCCAGCUAGUAAGUAGAAAGCAAGCUCGCUCUUUCUCUCUCUCUCUCUAGUUAGUCUUCAUAUUGUCGAGCUUUGGUCGCUGGAGAAACUAUGUCUAUGGUGGAGGUGAGAGUUCCAAAUCUUGACUGCCAAGGCUGUGCUUCCAAGCUGAAGAAAGCACUUUUGAAAGUCAAAGGUGCAGAAGAGGUGGAAAUAGAGAUGGAGACGCAGAAAAUAACAGUGAGAGGGUACGCUUUAGAAGAAAAGAAAGUGAUAAAGGCAAUUAAACGUGCUGGUAAAGCAGCAGAGCCAUGGCCAUUUCCAGGAUAUUCUCACUUUGCGUCAUUCUACAAGUACCCUACCUACAUUGUCAACCAAUAUUAUGACACUCACAAAAAUGGUGCUUCAUCUGGUGUACACACUUUCUUCCACACACCCUCUGUAUAUUCUGUCGCUGUGGCUUCCGACGAAGCCAUUGCUUCACUUUUUAGUGACGACAAUCCACAUGCUUGUACUAUUAUGUGACCAUUAAUUCCUUCUUAAUCUUCCUUUUUUAAAAAAAUUUUUUAUUCAAUGUUUUAGCGACUUACGACUCUGUUCUUUAUUUGAGCUCCCUUGGCCUUGUUUAAAACUUUAUAAUCUGUUCUAUUACACAUGUUCUUUAAUAAUCUGUUUCAUU
Molecule: messenger RNA, 746 nt
Organism: Ziziphus jujuba (common jujube)
Lineage: Eukaryota; Viridiplantae; Streptophyta; Magnoliopsida; Rosales; Rhamnaceae
Product: heavy metal-associated isoprenylated plant protein 31
Exons: 3
Coding region: 179-592 (137 amino acids)
Molecular function (GO): metal ion binding
Source: RefSeq, a predicted model, not a curated record